Molecule: messenger RNA, 1057 nt
Organism: Trametes versicolor FP-101664 SS1
Lineage: Eukaryota; Fungi; Basidiomycota; Agaricomycetes; Polyporales; Polyporaceae
Exons: 1
Coding region: 1-966 (321 amino acids)
Source: RefSeq, a predicted model, not a curated record
AUGACUUCUCUCCACCCACUCAAAGCACGCUUUCCUCUGGUCAGCUUGCCUCCCCGCCUUUUACCCUGUCCCCGGAUAGGUUCACCAUCGUCCGCGUUUACUAAGAGGAUAUACUACUACAUCCACGAGUAUGUUCUCCUACCGUUCUCGGAGUGGUACAUGAAGCACUUCAAGAUCGCGUCACCGAUGGGCAUAUUCCAGCUUCCCUUUGGCCUCAUUCUCAAGCGCCACGACCGCGUCCACGAACACGAGGGCCUCGCCAUGAACCUCGCCCGCGCCAUGGGUGUGCCCGCCCCACGUUUCGUCUCCUUCGGCUCGCUGGGCGUACCCUCCGCGUGCCCCUCGCUCCUCAUGACCCGCCUCCCGGGUUACCCCUUGGACUGGUUCGACCCGGGCCAAGUGGACAUGGACGUCGUCGCUGCGGACCUCACACGGAUACUCGCCCGCAUGCGCAGCUUCGCCAGCCCGCACGGUGCGGCCGUGUGCGGUGUGACCGGUAGGGAGAUCCGCGGCCCCAUGAUUCCCGGCUCGCCGCUGGCACCCUUUGCGGACGAGGACGCGUUCAACGCCCGCCUGCGCGCGUUCGUCACGAACGUCAGGAUGGAGCUUAUCACCGAAGGUGUCAAGCCGGAGAACAUGGACGCGGCGCUUGGAGAUCACCGCGCACGGGCAGAGACGGUGGAGAAGUGCUUAAUCGCGCAGGCUCCGCACGCGAUCGUGUUUACGCACGGGGACCUGAACAUGCACAACAUCAUGAUCGGCCCAGACGGGCACGUCUGCGGGAUCAUUGACUGGGAGGGCGGAGCGUGGCUGCCCGAGUACUGGGAGUUUAGCAUCACGGCCGUCAUGCCCACACUGCCCUGGGGCCAGUUCAUGGACAAGAAGGUGUCGGGUGGGGUCUACGAGCAGGAGCUCAAGGGACACCAGGCGCUGUUUAUGUACGUGGCGAACAGCUUCUCCUACUGAGCUUGGAGAAGUCUCCCAGUCGUGGUGCAGGUCGUUCGCGUAUCUUUGGGACUGUCUAGUUGCACUUGUCUAAUGACCUCAUGAUAUACAA